Chilo suppressalis (striped riceborer) is the source of this 10832-nucleotide messenger RNA. Lineage: Eukaryota; Metazoa; Arthropoda; Insecta; Lepidoptera; Crambidae. The record is from the annotation of a GenBank genome assembly.
UGAAUCGCAUUAUACAGUAACGUAUUAUUUUCUUCCCGUUCACAGAUGAGGACGAGGCGACGACAUCGGGCCUGACCGACGGCGCGGUCGGCGACCAGCAGAACCGCAUCAUCUUCAUCAACCACCCGCAACCGCAGAAGUUCCUCUCCAACACUAUAUCCACGGCCAAAUACAGCGUCCCGUCGUUCAUCCCGCUGUUCCUGUUCGAGCAGUUCCGGCGGUACUCCAACUGUUUCUUCCUGCUGAUAGCGCUGCUGCAGCAGAUCCCCGACGUGUCGCCCACCGGCCGCUGGACCACGCUCACGCCGCUCAUACUCAUCCUGAGCGUGAGCGCCAUCAAGGAGAUCGUUGAGGAUUUCAAGCGGCACAGAGCCGACGAUGAGACGAACCGGCGGAAGGUGGAAGUGUUGCGCGAGGGCCAGUGGGUCACGGUGCGCUGGGAGCGGCUGCAGGUGGGCGACGUGUGCAAGGUGAUCAACAACCAGUUCUUCCCCGCGGACCUGGUGCUGCUGUCCUCCAGCGAGCCCCAGGGCAUAUCUUUCAUCGAGACGUCCAACUUAGACGGCGAGACGAAUCUGAAGAUUCGGCAAGCGCACAAUGAAACUGCUCGACUGGAUUGCACGCGGGAACUGGCGCAAUUCAGAGCUACUGUGCAGUGCGAACCGCCCAAUAGGCAUUUGUACGAGUUCAACGGAAUGCUGAAGGAGCCCAACGCCAAAACGAUACCCCUGGGUCUGGAGCAGAUGUUGUUGCGCGGCGCCAUGCUGCGCAACACGGCCUGGGUGCACGGAGUCGUCAUAUACACCGGCCACGAGACCAAGCUCAUGAAGAACUCCACCAAAGCGCCCUUGAAGCGUUCGUCCAUCGACCGACAGACCAACACUCACAUCCUGAUGCUGUUUAUGAUAUUGUUGGCGCUGUCGCUGCUCAGCGCCGUCUGCAACGAGCUGUGGAUGCGCAACCACAACGACUGGUACAUCGGACUCACAGAAGCGCAGAAUGCACACUUCGGAUUUAACUUUUUGACAUUUUUAAUAUUGUAUAAUAAUCUUAUACCUAUAUCGUUACAAGUUACUGCAGAAAUAGUUAGGUUUUUCCAAGCGAAAUUCAUAGCAAUGGACAGCGAAAUGUAUCACGCUGAGACAGACACACCAGCUAUGGCGAGAACCUCCAACCUGAACGAAGAAUUGGGCAUGGUGAAGUAUGUGUUCAGUGAUAAGACUGGCACUCUAACAUGCAACGUUAUGGAGUUCCACAAGUGCUCCAUCGCUGAGGUUAUAUACAAUAAGCCGAAUCCCGACGAGCCCUUAGAAGACACCUUGCUAUACCAGCAACUAUCUCGAGGGGGGGAAGCUGCCGAGGCCAUUGACGAAUUCCUUCUGAUGCUGGCCGUCUGUCAUACUGUCAUACCUGAGGACACAGGCGGAACUGUCAACUACCACGCCGCUUCACCAGAUGAGCGCGCAUUAGUGCUAGGCGCAGCACGCUGGGGCUAUGUGCUAGAGACUCGCACGCCAUCUAGCGUGUCGGUGCGGGCUCGCGGGAAACUGCUGCACUAUAAAGUGCUCAACGUCAUAGACUUCACUUCGGCGAGGAAAAGGAUGUCUGUCAUCGUACGGGCGCCAUCAGGGGAAAUAAAGCUACUAUGCAAGGGCGCCGACUCCGUGAUCUACCCGCGUCUAGCUGGGGGUGCCAACGCCCCUCACGCAGCUUCCACCCUGUCACACCUGGAAAGAUUCGCGGGCGAAGGACUACGGACCCUUGUGUUCGCGCAGAGUGACGUAUCCGAGUCGCUCUACCAGGAAUGGUGUAACACGUACCACAAGGCAAGUAUAGCCAUACAAGAUCGGGAGCAAAAGAUAGAAGAAGCGGCGUUGCUCAUCGAGAACAAUCUGAGGCUACUCGGUGCCACCGCCAUCGAAGACAAGUUACAGGACGGGGUACCAGAGACGAUAGCGGCAUUACUGCAGGCCAAUAUGUACGUGUGGGUGUUGACGGGCGACAAACAGGAAACUGCCAUCAACAUCGCUCACUCGGCGCGGCUCAUUCAUGCCGCCAUGCCGCUCAUACUCAUCAACGAGGACAGCCUCGAUGGAACGCGCGAAUGCAUCGGCCGCCAUUCCGUGGAAUUCGGGGAGAAUCUACGCAAACAGAACGAGGUGGCGCUCGUGAUCGACGGCAAGACGCUCAAGUAUGCGAUGGGCUGCGACCUGAAGAAGGACUUCCUCGACCUCUGCAUCUCCUGCAAGGUGGUCGUCUGUUGCCGCGUAUCGCCCAUACAGAAGGCAGAGGUAGUGGAAAUGGUAUCCGGUGCGACGGGGGCGGUGACCUUGGCGAUAGGCGAUGGCGCCAACGAUGUGGCGAUGAUACAACGAGCUUCUGUGGGGGUCGGCAUCUCCGGCGUGGAGGGGCUGCAGGCCGUCUGCGCCUCCGACUACAGCAUCGCUCAGUUCCGUUUCCUGCAACGUUUACUGCUAGUACAUGGCGCGUGGAAUUAUUCCCGCAUCAGCAAGUUGAUCCUGUACUCGUUCUACAAGAACAUCUGUCUGUACGUCAUCGAGCUAUGGUUCGCCAUCUACUCCGCCUGGUCUGGUCAGAUCCUAUUCGAACGGUGGACGAUAGGUUUCUACAACGUGAUCUUCACCGCACUGCCGCCUUUCGCUAUCGGACUCUUCGACAAGCUGUGUUCGCCAGAGAUCAUGCUGAGGCACCCAGUUCUGUACACGGCCUCGCAGCGCGGGCUUCUAUUCAACGUUCGCGUAUUCUGGGUGUGGGCCAUCAACGCCCUGCUGCACUCGGUGCUGCUGUUCUGGCUGCCCGUGCUGCUGACCUCGCACCACAUCCUGUGGCCCAGCGGCAAGGACGGCGGCUACCUGGUGCUGGGCAACCUGGUGUACACGUACGUGGUGCUGACCGUGUGCCUGAAGUCAGGACUGGCGACUCAUUCUUGGACGUGCGUCACUCACCUCUCCAUCUGGGGAUCCGUCGCCAUGUGGCUGCUGUUCAUACUAGUCUACAGCAACAUUUACCCUUGGGUGAUGAUCGGCUCCGUGAUGCGAGGCAUGGACCGCAUGGUGUUCAGCUCGCUGGUGUUCUGGCUGGCCCUCCCCCUCACUCCUGUAUGCGCGCUGCUGCCCGACCUGCUGUUGACUGUCAUCCACAAUUCUGCGUUUAAGACGAUGACGGAAGCGGUGAGAGAGAGCGAGAUAAAGAAACGCGACCCGGCCGCGCUGCUCGCACAACCCAGACACUCCCUGACCGAGACGGCGCGGCUGCUGCACAACGUGCGCAGCGUGUUCAGUCGACGGGGAGCGGCGCGUGCGCAACUCGACAUAGAGCUGUCGCAUGGGUUCGCGUUCUCACAAGAGGAAGGAGGCAGCGUGUCGCAAGCAGACGUGAUUCGCGCCUACGACACCAGCCAGCCGAGGCCAGUGCGCUCCUGAAACUAUUGAACUCCAGCUGAUAGCUACCCCUGAGGAGCCACAGUGAACGACUCCUCCGUACCUACUCCGCACUUAGAUUAAAACAAAAAGGGUAGAUACGGCACUAGCCUCACAAAAGUGAUCCGCACCAAUUGUGGUCCACGACCCUAAUCGCUUUAGUCACAACUUGACAUGCAAACGACGUACACGUGAACGCCAAAAAGAAAUAUUGCUAAUAUUUUGUGUUUAUAUGGUAAAACAAUCCCUAAGUGUGUUUUUAAAAAGUGCUGAAAUUGCUCAAGAACUAAAAAUAAAACCCACGGCAUCACUUUUCCUUCGUAAGUACUAUAAAAUAUAUUUUUUCAUAAAAAUUGCUAUUUGUUUUGAAUCUUAUUCGGUAGUGACGUCGAGUACUGGUCGCCUGAUUGGUCGGUAAUGCAGUGACGCGGAUCUCGCCGUCUCAUUCGCGCUGCCGUUGAAACUUAACGUGCUGUUUCGUUCGGGUCGGUAAUGCAGUGACGCGGAUCUCGCCGUCCCGUUCGCGCUGCCGUGGGAUCAGUUUUUGUUUGAUGCAAGUAUGAGCGUACCGUAUCUACCCAUUUUAUUUUAAUCUAAGACUCCGCACCCACACGUAUUCAAGGUCCAGUAAGUUUGUGUCUAAUGUACUUAAUGGAUGUCUAUGUAAGUUAUACUACGGUAGGAGUGUAUACAGUAUGGUAGUAAUCUCGGUCACACAGGGACGUCGACCACCUUACUUUAGGUAGGAACAAGUCGUGUUGUGUUGUGAUGUGUCCGAAUCGUGUCGGUUUCAAACUAUGUGCUGAGUGUUUCAAAAACUUGCGGUCACUGUAAUUGGUGAAACGAUGUGUUGACGUCCCAAAAGUCGUGUCACACGCUUAUGUAGUGUGUAUUCCGUUAUACAUACCAGUAUACUGGCCAGUGCUAAUGACGUCAUGGAUCGACGCUAUACUGGUGAAUUGUUCCGAAAUAUAUUGGCCAGUGCACUGACGUCACAAAUCGACGAAAUAUUAAAAAUAGUGCGAAUAAAGAAGAUUUUUUAUUCACCUCACCAAUUAAAAGGAAUUCUUUUUGUUCGGAUGCCAUUAUUGUUCUUUAAUUAAAAAAGAAAUAAAAUUCGAAUGCAUCUCACGCACGCUCGGUCAUACGUCAUAUUCGUUUUCCCGGUAAAAAUAUUUAUUUAUUUAAUUUUUGGGAGACCAACAGCUCUUAAAAACAGACAUAGGUAGUUGAAGAAAUAAAAUUAGUUACAGAAGGCCAAUUACAGGUCUCCACGUUUAAAAAACAGAAAUCCUUAUACUUUAACAUAUAAAAAUAAUUAAAAUUAAAAACGCGUGGAAAAAAUAGGAUUGGUUUUGACAUAGUAAAGACAAUUCGCCCUCUUAACAAUAAUUUAUAUGGUAGCAUACCAAAACAAUAUGGCGUCGGAUUCGUGACGUCAUUACCACUGGCCAGUAUACUGAUGUACAUUUCGGAAUACACCCGUAGUAUUGCUGCAUAAACGUGGCACAAGCGGGUGCCCCUUAUGAGCGGUCUUUAGAAGAGCAGCUCUCUGAUUUAAUCGAUAAGCUUCUGACCCGUCUCAACACAACACGACACAACAGUCUGUGUCUGCCAUACGGCUUGUGCCCCAGUCUGAGAUAUUGCAAACGUGUCGCUGUGGGAAGACGCGUCCGUUUACAACAUCGGGGACCGUGACAAGCCGGCUUAUAUGACCGGAUUUAUGGUCUGUUAAAAACGUUUUCAUGGGACAUAAUUAUAUUGGCUACUCCAAAAUAUUGUGCCAGAUAAAGCUUCAUUGCAUAGCAUAUUAUUCACUUAUAAGACAAUCUCUUAAAUAUAUUUUAUCAAAUUACUUUACGCUACAAAUCGCUUUCGUAGUAAGAUCAAAAUUCUACCAUUAGGAUCAGUUGAGUCUAAAUUUUUAUUUGGGGUUGCGUCAGGGCAAUUGCUAGAGGCUGGCAUUAUAGGGCAAUGCGCUACCUUAAAAUACCGUUGCCCUAUCUAAAUUACCAUUGCCCUAGCUUAAAUUACCGCUGCCCUAUCUUAAAUUACCGCUGCCCUAUCUUAAAUACAACUCUGGCUACGGCCUUGGGUUGGGUAAUCUAACUCUCCUAUUUAUGACUACAAUUCUCAAAAUCCAAUAGACUUAAUUAAUUUCAAGGCUAGCAAAGAAAGAAAAACUGUGACUUAUUCACAAUGGCAUUAAUAUUUUGGGAUAGCAUGUAAUGUAGUGUCCCUACAUACUUUUAACCGGUAAUUAUAGAUAGAAAAUUUCUCGGAACUGUUUUAUGAAAUAUUUUACUGUUGCAAAUAGUUUGUUAUUAAACGUUGUUAACGCUUUUUAAAAUAACCACUUAACGCGAUAAACGGCACUUUAUAAUUUUGUAGUCCCCACACUUGUUAACAAGAGGGCCACGAAUCUGCAAAGUAGAUAACAUAAUUUAUAAACACAUAUAUUUAAUGUAGAUACUUUAUUCACUGACAGAUUCUACCUACUUAUCUUUAAUUAAAUUGUAUAAUAAAUUCUUCAGACAUUAAAAUGUGGUAAUUGUAAUCUCAAUUUCAUAUAGUCCCACUACCACCAUACAAUAUAUUUUUUAUAUUGUUUUAAUCUUUCACGGACACUGACAUUAUCGUAAUGUAUGUUAUUUACGGGAUUGUUAGCAUGUACCUUGUUUUUAGCGAGUAUCUGAUAUUUCGGUACUGUUGCCAUUUCGGAAAGUCUAAAAACAAGGUACACAUGCUAACAAUCAUGUAAAUAACAUAAAUUAUCAUAAUUAUGAUAGGUAAUAUUUUUUGCUCUAGCAACCUGCUAAUAAAAUUAGUGACUUAUUCUCUUUUCCACUAUAAUUUCACUUGCUGAAGGCAAAUUAACGACGUAGGUACUUAGUGACAUCGUGACAUCACUUCAAUGUAUCUGAAGAGUAAUGUAUCUACAUAAAAAUAUUUUAAUUAUUAAGUGUUGAAUGUGUUAUUUGGAGGAACUUGGGCCUGGAGGAACUUGGGCCUAAGUUUAUGUAAUACUUUUAGUUAUUUAAUACUUAAAUUAUUUAUACAUAACUACCUAGGCACUUACAAGGUAGAAUGAUGUGUUUGGAAAUAUGUAGAAUUUAUAACGCAAGCAAAGACUGAAGUGAAGGCGGUUACACAACACAGGAACAACUGCUGCUCCGUCGAUUUUAACGAAAACAAAAUUUAGUUUAUUUCUUCUUUGUUAGACACUUCAUAUAUUUGCAAGUACAAUUUAAGUAAAGUUUUAAAAAUCUACUUAAGAUUAUGAGUACCAUAUAAAUAAAGCAUAUUUUUUUAUUUACAACUACUUAUGUGUAUGAAAAAAUUACAUAAGCCUGGAUGGGUGUCAACAAUUUUUUAAAUAAUUUCUCAAAAUUUAAUGCAACUUUUUAAGCGCUAUAACGAGGUAAUUACAAUUAUAUCUUACUAAUUUAAUGUGUUUUUCUUAGUGAUUAUUCAAUUUUAAAUAAAGGCAAUAUUUUUAUAAAUCGACUAGCAAACCCGGCGAACUCCGUUUCGCCACCAGAUGGCUUCGUUUUAUGUAACAUUGCGUUUGGUGAUUAAAAGAAGUUUUUUUUUUAAUUUUUCCUGAACUUUCUUUGCUAUAAACCUCACGGAGCCCGAGACCUUUCCAACGAAAGCAAAACCGUGGAAAUCGAUUCGUGCGUUCUGGAGUUAUAGCGUCAGGAAGGAAAACCCGACUUAUUUUUAUAUAGUAGACUAGCAAACCCAGCGAACUCCGUUUCGCCACCAGAUAGCUUCGUUUUAUGUAACAUUUCGUUUUGUGAUUAAAAGAAAACGAUUUUUUUUUUAAUUUUUCCUGAAUUUUCUUUGCUAUAAACCUCACGGAGCCCGAGACCUUUCCAACGAAUGCAAAACCGUGGAAAUCGGUUCGUGCGUUCUGGAGUUAUAGCGUCAGGAAGGAAAACCCGACUUAUUUUUAUAUAGUAGAUUAUAUUGUUUUGUGCUAGCGAGCGAUAUUUCAAAGUAUCCAUUGCAUCCAAACUUUGUGGUACGACGUUCAAAUGUUUAACAUGUAGAUAGAGCUAUGUACAUAUUUUUACUUUUUUCAUCUGUAUUUAUUUGUAAGUGAGAUUACGAGAAAUUUUUUUUUAUUGAUACUACAUAUUGAGCGCUUUUGAAUGCUUUAAUUGAAGAUGUAUGUUGUUAUUCUGGCGUGAUUCUCUAAACUUAAUCUUGAAUUUGACAACAGUAUAUCCUUGUCAUUCUCUGUACAGAAUGAAAAGGACAGACUGAUGUUAAAUUUAGUUUUAAGGUUAGAGAAUCACGUCAGAAUUGGCACCAGUAUGAAACUAUAUUUUUGGUUGAAUUUAUUAAUAUUACGUAUUUUAUAAGUUAUCGCUACGUCCAUAACUAUUAUUGUGGCAUAUGUACACCUAGUGUGGACUUGGAGUAAUCAUUAGUAGAGUAAAUAUGCUGACAGGCACAGUUUUAUAAGAGCACUUUAGAUGUCCUUUGGAUUCUUAGCACAUAUAAUUUAUUUAUUCACCCCAAAAUAUUGGCGUAACAAAUUGUCACAUUUUGUUAAUAUUAGAACGAAAAAUAUAUGCCUUUCUACUCGAAUACUAAAUCAUAUUGUGUAUGCCUUUAACUCUCUAUGUAAUCUAGAUAUUAUCACCCGAAAGAGAAUAAACAAAUAAUUGUAAAAAGAGUUUAAAAAAAUAUAUUUACUAAAUUAUUGUGAUAUAUAACUUGGUGAAGCAAACAUUUUCAGAGUCUUUACAAAGUCGACUGCUAGUGGUUUUUUGAGGGACUUGUAACCUUAUAUUUAUCACAUUAUACCUCGUGACAGUUUAUUAUUGUUAACUGUUAACAUCGACUAAGAUUAUUUUUGGUUGGGCACGAGAGAUGGCGCUGGUUAAAACACUUGACGCAACACUGUGUAUCUGCAACUUGUUAAAUAAUUUUAUUCAAAGUUAUACUGUAAUUCAUUACUUGCUUAAUUUAAAAUUUUAUUAUUCGACAUUUCGUCGCCUACAAAUACGAGUUCUAUCUAGAUCUACAAUAAUAAGCAUUUAAAAUUUAUGGUUACCAGUACAAAUUAGAUAAUAGUGUGGAAUGGAACACAGAUGAGCCCCUAGGUCGAGAAGACACUGCCAGAUAUCAAUUAUUAUCAACUUAUCCCCAAAAUGUACCCAGCAUAUUUCUGAUAUUCGGCAGGUACACAGUUAAUGUUUUAACACUUUUUAAUUAAGUAUGGUAAUAUAAUAAGUUGUCCUAGAUACGUUAUAUUAUUUUAAGAACACAGUGUUUUGUAAAGAAUUGUUUAAUUAUUACUUAUACAUAAUAAUAUUGUUUGUAAGUACAUAGUUUUGAAAGUUACAUUAAUAUUUUUAUCUAUUUUUGUUAUCAUUCUGAUGCUGCAUAAUAAAUAAAUGAUUGUAAAUUUUAAUGAGCAUUAUGUAAUAAUAUACUCGCGUCUAUCUUUCUUAUAUUGUAUAAAACAAACUUUGUUUAUGUAAGAUGAUGUACAAUUUGAAUGUCUUUUAUAGCAACAUAAUUCAUUAAUACAAUUUAUAUCUAGUUUUGAAUUAUACGAACAAAUAUAAUAAAUAGUAAGGGAGCCAAAACGGGGAUUUUUGGAUUUACUCGAGCGCGGCAGAAUAACAUAUGGGGAGCAACCUUGCACCUAAUUAAGUACUCCCACUAUACCUGACUAUAUGACCCCCCCUGGCGCCAAAGCUGGCUAUAUGACCCCCCCCCCCUGGCGCCAAAGCUGGCUAUACGUCCCCCCCCUGGCGCCAAAGCUGGCUAUAUGACCCCCCCUGGCGCCAAAGCUGGCUAUACGUCCCCCCCCCUGGCGCCAAAGCUGGCUAUAUGACCCCCCCCUGGCGCCUAAGCUGGAUCCGCCCUUGUAUGUAGAGCCGAACGUCUAGGGCAGCAUAACAAAAUUUCAACAAACGGCCAUGACCUUUGGUCGGGUCCAAAUCGUCAGUUUUUUUAAUAGGAGCUACUGGAGGGUUCACGUAACAUCCCUUCUCAAUGUCUGACGCGCUCGGUUAUUUUUUCCUAUAUUCUACCUCUUCGUACGGCCACCCCAUAUCAUGCAAAGGCAAACUAGGUGCAAGGUUGCUCCCCAUAUGUUAUUCUGCCGCGCUCGACUAAAUCCAAAAAUCUCCGCUUGGGCUCCCCUACUAUAAGUUUGUGGUUCUUUAAAAAAUAUAAUUUUGACACGACUCGUCGAGAGUGAAUAAAGUGUUCUCCCGAGUUCCCUUAGCCCUAUCACUCCUAUAAUACGCGGCACGAAACUCCAGCGCUGAUAGUAAUUGCGCAGAAUUAAAAAUUAAGAUGUGUUGGGGGGAAACGAAGUGCGCGGGUGGGCGUGCGUUGCGCCGAUGGAGAAGUAUACGCAAAGCUCGACAUAGAUGGCGCUGCAAACGCUUGACCCAAACCACAGUCGAAUAUUGCAGCUGUCAAAUUUUAAACGUUUUUUUGUUGUUAAAAAAAUUAAAUAAGUGAUAAAAGUGUAUUCAACAUGGUCAGUAAUACAGCUGAAAACAGACUUGAAAAGGAGAGGAGCAUCUGUGCAAGGCAGAAAAGCUGAUCUAGUAGAAAGGUACUUCUAUUAUUAUGCUGGAAUACUCAUUCUAGGUACAUAGAUGCAUUUUUCAUGAUUAUUUUAAUAGUUCAUGGAUCACAGUUACUUUUAGCGGGCUCAUUAGUCAAAUCUAUCUUAUUUUUGCAUCAGUCAGAUAUCUCAUAGAGUUAGGUUACCUCUGGCUAAAAUGGGAAGUAUAACAUUGGGUUUUUUUACAGACUUGACCGCAAUUUUAAUUUUGGUGCAGUUUUUUCUGAUCAAAAUGAAGACAUCCAGAUGCAAUUACCUGUCCCAGAUACAUACCAUGGUGUAAACAGCAGCUCAGUUUUACCCCCUCCAGGCAACAUAUAAAAUUAUAUUUUAGUCGGGAAGCAUGCAGUUUUCUCACAACAACCAGGAAUUGCACAACGCGGCAUUUGUAAUUUGAUUAAUAAAAAGCUUUAAAAUUAAUAUAAGCUAAUAGGUAUGUUUUUGAUAGAAGUUUUGGGUCAAGCGAUUAAAGCGCCCCUAGUGGGAAAAUAUUGCAGAUUUCUUGUACAUUGGCUCUCUAGUCGUACCCAUGCGCAACUAUCCCUGACGCGUUUUGUUCAGCGCUAGAGUUACGUGCCUGCCACUUCCACCAAAACGCCUAAAACUAAGGGACCAAAAGUCGCUGUCAAUUAAGUCAACGUUACAAGCAUUUGUGAAUUAUGCGUCGCGAACAUAAGGUUUCAUUUUGUGAUCAAAAGUGCAACGUCUCGUGCCCACUUCUUUUAACUUGUAAGUGAAGAUGUGAAUGUAACAGAUAUAAAUUAUAUUAUUUGUUCUCGUUCUUUAAA